AUGCUCCAGACUCAGACUCAGCACGUCUUCUCUCACCAGCACCAGUACCCGCAGGCUGAUCCUUCCUGGUUGCACCAGCAGCAGCACCACCAGGCCCAGCACCACCAGGCUCAGCACCAGACUCAGCAUCACCAACAACACACUUCCCUGGCGGCUCAGCAGCAUGCUCAGGCUCAGGCUGCCGCCGCUGCCGCCGUUGCAGCGCAGCAGCAACACUACAACCGCAUGGCUAUGGGUGGUACCGGCGCUGCUGCAGCGGCAGCGGCGGCAGGAAAUCCGGGUCAGACGUCCGCCGCUGGCACUGCAGGGAUGACUGCGGAGACCGGAGCUCUGACAACUUUAGACGGAAUCAGCGAAGAGAACCGGAAAGUUUUCAUAUGGGUCGCCGAGUUGCUUGAUCCGAAUAGACGGGAGGCGGCGCUCAUGGAACUCAGCAAGAAGAGAGAGCAGGUUCCGGAGCUUGCUCUGGUCAUCUGGCACUCUUUUGGUGUCAUGACUGCUCUGCUACAGGAAAUCAUUUCCGUCUAUCCUCUGCUGAACCCUUCUCAGUUGACUGCUGCCGCCUCGAACCGGGUCUGCAAUGCCCUGGCUCUGUUGCAAUGUGUCGCUUCUCACAAUGAUACUCGCACUCUUUUCUUGAACGCCCACAUUCCUCUUUUCCUCUACCCGUUUCUCAACACUACUUCCAAGUCUCGCCCCUUCGAAUACCUGCGCCUGACUUCUCUGGGCGUGAUUGGCGCUCUCGUCAAAAACGAUUCGUCGGAUGUGAUCAACUUCCUCCUCACCACCGAGAUCAUCCCUCUUUGUCUUCGCAUCAUGGAGACUGGCUCUGAGCUUAGCAAGACGGUGGCCAUCUUCAUUGUGCAGAAGAUUCUGUUGGAUGACAUCGGUCUCGCGUACAUUUGCGCUACCUACGAACGGUUCUAUGCGGUGGGGACUGUCUUGAGCAACAUGGUUACUCAACUCGUUGAGCAGCAGACGGUGAGACUGCUCAAGCAUGUGGUCCGUUGCUUCCUUCGACUGAGCGACAACAACCGUGCUCGUGAGGCUCUCCGCCAGUGUCUUCCUGAGCCCUUGCGCGAUGCGACCUUCUCGUCGGUGCUACGUGAUGACGCGGCCACCAAGCGGUGUUUGGCGCAGCUGUUGAUCAAUCUUUCCGACAACGUGGUCGACGGAAACCCUAAUGGUGCUACUCCUGCUACUAUGUAA
Molecule: messenger RNA, 1209 nt
Organism: Rasamsonia emersonii CBS 393.64
Lineage: Eukaryota; Fungi; Ascomycota; Eurotiomycetes; Eurotiales; Trichocomaceae
Product: Cell differentiation protein rcd1
Exons: 4
Coding region: 1-1209 (402 amino acids)
Biological process (GO): negative regulation of translation; mRNA catabolic process
Cellular component (GO): CCR4-NOT complex; CCR4-NOT core complex; P-body
Source: RefSeq, a predicted model, not a curated record